This is a messenger RNA of Chanos chanos (milkfish), 934 nucleotides long. RefSeq names its product deoxyuridine triphosphatase (gene dut). Gene Ontology annotation, molecular function: magnesium ion binding; dUTP diphosphatase activity. The transcript is spliced from 7 exons. The record is from RefSeq and is a predicted model, not a curated record. Gene Ontology annotation, biological process: dUTP catabolic process; dUMP biosynthetic process. Lineage: Eukaryota; Metazoa; Chordata; Actinopteri; Gonorynchiformes; Chanidae. The coding region runs from base 137 to 742 and encodes 201 amino acids.
GGCUUUUACACUGUGAAUUAUGAAGUUAUCUAACUAGCUGAACCAUACACCCCAGUGUGUGACUUCUGUCAGUCCAAAGAGAGGGAUACAGGGAAAUGAGUCUCUAGUGACACAAGUAAAGCUGGAGAAGUCCUAGAUGGCUUACUUAUCCUCUAAAUGUUUCAGAAUUGUUUGCAACAGUCUUCUUCGUAAAAGGAGUCCUCGUUACCGUAACGGAAUCGUCGGACAAAUGAGGUGUUCACACACAGAUGAAGAUAGCACAGCUCUCUCUCCCAUGAAGAGGAGCAGGACGGAUGGGGUGACCGAAAAUGCACCAGUUGUGCUGAAGUUUGCAAAGUUAUCUGAGAAUGCCACGAUUCCAACCAAAGGAUCCUCUAGGGCUGCCGGUUACGAUCUUUACAGUGCCUAUGACUAUUCUGUUGGACCGAUGGACAAAGUCAUUGUGAAGACAGAUAUUCAGAUCGCCGUGCCAUCGGGAUGCUACGGUAGAGUUGCGCCUCGAUCGGGGUUGGCAGCAAAACAUUUCAUAGACGUUGGAGCUGGAGUAGUGGAUGAAGACUACAGAGGCAAUGUUGGAGUGGUCCUCUUCAACUUCAGCAAAGAGACAUUUGAAGUGAAAAAGGGAGACCGCGUGGCCCAGCUAAUCUGUGAGAAAAUCUGCUAUCCUGAACUGGUGCAAUUAGAGUCUCUGGAUGAAACGGAGCGCGGGGCGGGGGGAUUUGGCUCGACAGGACGCAACUGAGAGCGCGGCGCACAAAGCCAGAGAAUCUGUGUUCUUACAUGUGAUAUAUGAUAUGAGCCAGAGAAUCUGUGUUCUUACAUGUGAUAUAUGAUAUGAGCCAGAGAAUCUGUGUUCUUACAUGUGAUAUAUGAUAUGAGCCAGAGAAUCUGUGUUCUUACAUGUGAUAUAUGAUAUGAGUGAUAAUAAAGCUGG